AGCAAUCCCUGGGCCACCGCAGGGACCCCGGGCUCAGAGCGCGAGGGCGCCCAGACAAGCAGCUGCGGACCCCGAUCCCGACCUGCCUCCGCCAUGUACGACCCUGGGCGCGGCUGGAGCCUGUCCUUCGUGGGCAGCGGCUUCCUAGUUUUCUACCACGUCGGGGUGACCCACUGCCUGAGCGAGCGCGCCCCGCACCUCCUCCGCGACGCCCGCAUGUUCUUUGCCUCCUCGUCCGGGACGCUGCACUGCGCCACCUUCCUCGCCGGGAUUCCGCUGGAUCGGAUCUUACAGAUCCUUGUGGAUAUCAUCCAGAAUGUCAGGAAACGGAACUUUGGCGUUCUGCACCCAUCCUUCAAUAUGAGCAAGUACCUUCGGGAGGAACUCCACAAACACCUCCCAGCCAACGUCCACCAGCUCGUCUCUGGCAAAAUGUGCAUCUCACUCACCAGAAUGUCUGAUGGGAAAAAUUUGCUGGUGUCUGAUUUUCAGUCCAAAAUGGAAGUUGUAGACGUCUUGGUCUGUGCCUGCUUUGUCCCCUUCUACUGUGGUUUAAUCCCUCCUACCUUCAGAGGUGUGCAAUACCUGGAUGGAGGUUUGACUGACAAUGUGCCUUUCACUGAUGCCCAAACAACCAUCACUGUGUCCCCCUUCUAUGGGGAGCAUGACAUCUGUCCCAAGGUCAAGUCCAUGAACUCUCUUCAUGUGAACAUCAGCAAGCUCAGUCUGUGCAUCUGCUCAGAAAAUGUCUCCCUUCUGUUCAAAGCAGCAUUCCCCCCAGAAGUCAAGGUACUUGGAAAGAUAUGCCUUCAAGGAUAUUUGGAUGCCCUUAGAUUCUUGGAAAAGCAGGGCAUCUGCACCAGGCCAGGGCCAAGCCUGAAUUUACCCUCUGAAGAGAGAAAGUCCAAGGUCAUUGCUCCCUGUGAGGAAAACAUGAGCCAGGAGGCUCCCUGGGAGGCAGCUGCCUUGGAGAUGUGGCCUGAGGGAGAUGAGCUGCUGGAGACCCUGUGCCCCAAGCUCCUUAUAGCACUGAGUGAAGCAAUGAAGGAUGCAGAUGGCCAUAUGAGCAAGAUGUGGAACUUCUUCCCUCUGAGGAUAAUGUCCUAUAUGGUGCUACCCUUCAUGCCACUUCGGGAGUCUGUGGUUGCUCUUGUCCAGAGGCUGGUGACAUGGUUCCCGGAUAUUCCUGAGGGCAUCCAGUGUCUGCUGUGGGUGACCUGCCAGAUUUAUUCUCAUAUGGUGGCUUGUCUGCUCCCCACUUCCAGAUGCCGAUCUCCAGCACCAGGGCACCAGCCUUUCACACAAAAACCAGAACAUGACUGACUGAUGGCCUCCCAAGACCCCUGUGAGCCUGGACACCUGUCCUGUGGACUGUCCAUUAGGGCACAAGCUGAGGCCACACAGUGAUCCAUCUUCCAAUGUGGUCUGACCUUCUUAGGCAGCAAAGUAGCUGCCAGGGUGGGAGGGCUGGAAAAGAGUUUCUCAGUCAUUUCUGGAGAAGAGUUUAGGAAAUUCUUUAAAGGGUGAUAAAUCUAACCAACUUUUGUAAUCUUACCUAUCCUGGGCCUUUUAAUGAGCUGAUGCCUCAGAUAUACAGAACACUGGCUUCUGCACUCAAUUUACUGUUUAUCAAAGACACAUGUAAUGGAAGUCUUUUUAUGAAAAACUAGGAAGAUACUUUAUUAUAAGUGGAAGUCUACCUUUCCUGGAAAGCUAACAUGUAAGUGUGUGUGUCAGUUGGGUCAGUUGUUUGUAAUAUCCCACCUGGGGAACAAGCAAGGGGGGUCCAUUGCUGGCUCAACAUCACAGCCCUGUUAAUGUACUGACCAGUGUGGGGUUCCUAGAAUGGCUGGUGUUUGGACAGGUGGGUCCUUCUGCUGGGGACUGGGCUGGCCUUGGUCUUUGUGCACCCCUGGGGUUGGAAGGAAGAGAGUGGCAUGAUUCUACUUCCCCAUACAGGAGAGGUUCUGGGCAGCAUGAGGGUUGUGAUGCUUUUCGAAGUAGGGCUGCCUGCAAGUCAGAUUCCUGCCUGACACUUAGUACUAAAGAAAUAAAUUACUUCCAUUCGAAAACAUCUAUUUUGACCUAGCUAAAAUAUUAAAGGAUUCUGUAUUAAAAAAAGGAAAUUUUAUUAUCUGUUGGGUUGUGUAUUGCUUGAAGCAGUGAAAUGUUAAUAGAAUAGGAGAUUGAAAAUCCCUACUGAGCAGAGAGUCAUCUCAGAAUGCCAAGCUUAAACCACAUACAAAUGAAGCAACAACUCUCUUUUCUACUUGUCCUCUCAGACGUGAACUUGGCUUAUUUCCUGUGACUUCUGACCUGUGUCAUUUUCCCAUCCCAUACUCCCAAACAAUAACCUUCUCUCUGUCCUCUCUAGUCCUCCAGCUUUAUUGACAAAGAACACUUGAUUCAGGGAACUGACCUUUGCCCCAGGUAUAAUGUAUUAUUAGCAAACUUAAGGUAAUGUUACUCAAAGUGAAGGGGGUGUGGAUUUUCUUAUUUAUGUCCUUGAGUAGGACAAUUAAAAAAGGAUACACUCAAACUCCUAGGUACUGGCAAAGUCAAAACUCUUACCUACAUUGUGUAACAAAAGAAAACCAGUUGGGAAAUUCCACAGUAAGAGGUUCUGCAAGUGCUUAGGCCAUAGGUAGGGGAUACUCACCCUUAGUUGUGUAAGUAUCCUGGCAUUGAAGAACUAGUAACUUCUUAGAAAGACCUUCAUCAAGAAGCCACAUAAUUUAAAUUCAAAAUGGUUCCAGGGUAAACAAUUGAGAGCACAUCCUCUUUUCUGUGAUUAGAUUUUGGACUCCUUGAAUGCAUGGGUUACUUGUAAAAACAGGGGCCUAAAAGCCUCUCCUUCAGGGGCAGAAGUCUGAGUUUCAACUCUGGCUCCUUAUUUCAUGAUGGUCUGAGUGAGGGGCCAGGCUCUCCAAGCUACCCAGGUGCCAGAACAAAGCAAUUGUCACCUCUCUGGGAUGGACAGGGGGUGGACAUCAGUCAAACCUGACACCUCCUGGAGCCCUCGGCCUAAGUGCUUGUAACAUCUCCUCACACAUUUACUGGAAACUCUUACUCUGGAAUUUCCCAGCAAAUUUUCUUCUGUUAGAACCUCAUCAUGGGUCAUUAGCAGGUGUAACUAAAUUUAUGAGUAUUUAUAAUAAGCAAAUUAUUUAUGUAUAGACAGAUAUAUACACUACCUUUGUGAAGGUUAUCAGAAAAGAAAGACAUUAAAUGGCUGAUAGUACUAAAGGGACUCAUUUUCUUUCUGGUUUUUGAAAUACUCUUUACAAUGGGCAUAUGGUUUAUGUUUUUUAUAAAUGUGCACUAAGACAAGGAAGUGUCAUACUCUUUGAGAAGUGGCCAAGACUUCCCUCUGCACCUGUGCCUUAAAUGCUACCCCAUCCCACCUCCUCCAGCUGGACCCAUGAGUCUCUUCUGUCCUGCCACCUCCACCCCUCCUGGACUGCAGCAUCUCUCCUCAGCAAAUCCAAAUAUUCUUUGGUUUCUCCCACCUUCCCAGAUAAAGGCUUCUUCUAAUAAGGGUGCAUGCACACUCUGGAAUAUUCCACUAUCAAGAACAAAGAUUUCUAAUAUAUUUGAUGUGAGAGAUCAAUAGUCUUUGGUUAACAAACAGAUUGCAAAACUUGAAGAAGAGUAUUGGCCAAGUAUGGUUAAAAAUAAAUAAAAUUAUACAGGUAUCUAUAUAUAUAUGGGUAUAUAGAUAGAAAAAAGACUAAAAGGAUGUAUUCUGGAAUAUUUACACUGGUUAUCAUUUUAUGAUUACUCAUAAUUAUAUUUUACUCAUACACUUUGUUUUCUAGAUUUCUAUGAUGAACAUGUAUUAUUUUUAAAAUCAGAAUAUAACUCAUAAUAAAUGUGAUUUUUUAAUAGAA
This is a messenger RNA of Choloepus didactylus (southern two-toed sloth), 3890 nucleotides long. Its product is annotated as 1-acylglycerol-3-phosphate O-acyltransferase PNPLA3-like. Gene Ontology annotation, cellular component: lipid droplet; cytoplasm; membrane. The coding region runs from base 94 to 1323 and encodes 409 amino acids. The record is from RefSeq and is a predicted model, not a curated record. Gene Ontology annotation, biological process: lipid homeostasis; triglyceride catabolic process. Gene Ontology annotation, molecular function: triacylglycerol lipase activity. Lineage: Eukaryota; Metazoa; Chordata; Mammalia; Pilosa; Megalonychidae. The transcript is spliced from 9 exons.